UGCCUCCCCUACAGCUCAGGAAAGCUGGAAAACUCGCCAUGUAGAGGGGGCAGAAAAAAACAGGGCACAUACAACAGCGGAUAAAGAGGAUAACCAUGACUUGAGACCCUGUUCUAGCACUACUCCUUUUUCUGUAUUCUGAGUUUUAUUUAUUUCCCAUCUUGAGGACUCUCCUGCCAGGAUUGAAUAGAAUUCUACGUUCAUGGAUAUCAAAUCCUGGAUUUUAUGGCAUUUUUUUAUUGGGUGAGAUAGAAUACAUGAUUUCCCAGCACUACUACAAUUCCUGACACUGUUUUGGACCAAAACCAGAAGUGACAUCCCUGUUCAUCUCUAUCACUUCCUUAACCUUGAUGUUUUUGGCGAGGAACUGUAUUUUUAUUUGUCCACCUUGAUAAGGUUUCAUUUGGUUCUCCUCAAACACUACCCUCGGCCGGGCCGUUACCUCUGUUCUCUGUGCUUGUUUGUCACUAAACAUUUUCGUAGCAUUUAUAGGGUUAUUCUAACCUUAGUGUGUGCUUAUUUUUAGCCAUUUGUAAGUUCUCUGACCUUUAAACAAGGCAUUGUUAAUUGAAACCGUGCUUCCAAUUUUAUUUAAACAACUUGUAAGAAAGUACAAAAUUUAGUAACUUAAGAAAUUUCAUUUGAUGAUUAUUUAUGUAGAUGCGCACACAAUUCAAUUUAACCUUGACAAAAGACUUAUGCCUUUUCUCAUAUUGUGAGAUAUUUUGCCGGUGAAGUCAAAAACACAUUUGAGAAAAGCAAAUAAUCUGGCUUCUUGUGCAUCUUUGAUUUUAAAACAAAUAUUUUUUUGUUGGGAUACUAGCAAUACUAAACUGGAAAUCUUUUGUGUAUUGUGUUUUGAUCAGAUGAUCGUAAGAGGAUUUAGCAUUGUUUCCAGGCAAAAUGCACUGAUGGGAAAGGUUUAACACUAUCAGGGAUAGAAAAGCCUGCUGAAGUUUCUUUUUGUUUUGAAUAGAUGCCUGAUGAAGCACUUUCAUCAUUUAUAACUUGUGUAACAUUAAGUUUGCGCAAAGCCCAUGAUUUGGGCUUAAAAAGCUGACACAUUUGAAAACAUCUCCAAACGUCUAGGGCAUCCGUCCAGAAAGACAUCUCACUACAACGCAGAAGAAAGGCCUCUGCAUGAGGCAUUCAAGCUGUAUAGUCCAAACAUACUUUUGAGGCCAGACAUUGAACAUGCGCUCCCCAGGCCCCGAAAGCCCGUCCAUGACCGAGGAGGCCCUGCUGCAUGGACAGUUCAGCGGUUGGAGCAGCGGAGGAGGGAGUGGAAGUAACAGCAACAGCAACCCCAACAGCCCUGGAGGUGUGUCUUUACCUUCCAGCCCUGCCUCCACCAACUAUGCUCUGACUCUCACACCAACUCACGUCCACGUCCAGCGGUUGUCUCCACGUGCUGGGAAGCAGUCCAGGCUGAUCCUCCCGCUGACAGAGCUGACCGGAUGCAGCUGCCCACGAUCGCCGGCCCCUCCUUUGCUGGUGCUUUACUGGUACCCCCCGGGUAAACGCCGGAAGGGCGUCUCCAGACACAGACAGGUGAGGGCGUACUUGGCAGAGAGCAGAGCUGAGGCGGAGAAAUGGAACGCUGCUAUACAGAGCCUACUGAGGGGGAUGGAUGUCAGCUCCACUACAGAAUUUUGCAAAAGCAUGUUGCCCCGUCCCCGUCGACUGUUGCUGCUGGUCAAUCCAUUCAGUGGCCGGGGUCAGGCAAUGCAAUGGUGUCAAACGCACAUACUUCCAAUGAUAAGAGAAGCCAACAUUAGCUACAACCUAAUACAGACAGAGCGUCGGAAUCAUGCACGUGAGCUAAUCAGAGAGAUUUCACUACAAGAAUGGGAUGGAAUAAUCAUUGUAUCUGGAGAUGGACUCUUGCACGAGGUGAUAAAUGGCCUUAUGGAAAGGACAGAUUGGGAACAAGCAAUAAAAACUCCAGUGGGAAUUCUGCCUUGUGGCUCUGGAAAUGCACUUGCUGGUUCCAUAAACCACUAUGCAGGAUAUGACAUGUGCCUUCGGGAGCCUCUCCUCCUCAACUGCUGUUUUCUGCUGUGCCGGGGUGGGGUUAAACCGAUGGACUUGGUCUCUGUUACAACCAGCCCAUGUGCUUCAUCAUCCACAUCCAAUCAGAAUGGGCACCCACCUGCUCCCAAGAGACUUUUCUCUUUCCUUUCUGUGGCCUGGGGUUUUGUGUCUGACGUGGACAUAGAGAGUGAGCGCUACAGAGGGCUGGGCUCAGCACGGUUUACACUGGGAACACUGGUGAGAUUGGCUUCUCUGCGCUCCUAUAAAGGCCGUCUUUCCUACCUGCCACCUGAUAUGUUCAACCCGUCCCCUGAUGCCACGCCUCAGCCACCCCGAAGGCCGCUUUCACGCAGCAUUACCGAAGGUUUGGAGGGAUUUUGUCGCACGCCCAUCCAUCGCACCUGCUCCGACAUGGGCCUGAGUGAACAAAGAAGUCUCCGCAAAGGAGAUGGAGAAAGAGAGAGGGAACGAGAACGGGAGAGGCAGGAGAGAGAGAGGGAGAGGGAGAGGAGGAGAGAGAGGGCAAGAGGGGUUGGAGUAGUGAGAGCAAGCAGUCUCGCAGAAGACAGAGAGAGAGAGGUGGAAGCAGAAGAGAAGAUGGAGGAGACAUCAGAGACCAGUUCAGAAUCAACUGAAAGGGAAGAGUGUGACAACAUAGUCAGGAAUGAUGGGAACAUAGAAGAAGAGAAUAAACCAGGUGGGGAUGAGAUAGAUGGACAAGGAAUGAUUAAAGUGAGAGAUUUGAGUGACAGAGAUGAGGUAAAUGAGUGUGACGAGAGUUAUCAGACGGCGCCAUCUGACCUCCAACGCACAUUACGUAAAAACUCACUCCCCUCUAGCCAGAUAAUUAAUGCCUUCUUCAGCCAGCCAAUUGGUGCAGACACUGACCAAGACUUGGAGGUGGCAGCCUAUGGGAAGGAAGACGAAGACCUAAAUGGCACCUACUUUCAAAGAGAUGCCUUUCCUCUGGACAAGUCUCGCGAGCGAGCCCUCACUAUCUCGUCCUCUCCAUUCCGUCAGUCUCCUUUCAAAGCUUUCAAACCUAAAACUUUGGACCAGAACCAGAACCCCUCACGGCCACGCCCCCUCUCCCUUCUCCAUCAAUCGCAUUCAAACUCUCUCCCUCCAAAAUUUCCAUCCCUUUCUCUGUCCCUUUCCCCGACCCCUCCUUCGUCUCCAUCUUGCGCCUCUCCCCACUCUUCUUAUCUCGCACCACGUCCCAACACUCCCAGCUCGUCUUCCCCAUCGCCUUCUUUUCAUUCACCGACCCCUUCCUUCAACUUUGACCUUGCAGAGCCUGCAGGACCCUUGAAGAACUGCCUUCACAUGACAUCCUCCAUCAACCUGCCAGAGGAUGAUCUGCUACCUCCUCUGGACCAGCCUCUCCCUACACGUGACUGGGUCCAUAUUGAGGGCGAUUUUGUCUUGGUGCUGGCCAUCUACCAGUCCCACUUGGGAGCAGAUCUUCUCGCUGCGCCUCAGGCUCGAUUUGAUGAUGGGUUGAUCCAUCUGACAUUUGUACGGGCUGGUAUCUCCCGGGCAACGCUGCUUAGACUGUUCCUAGCAAUGGAGAGAGGAGCUCAUAUGUCUGUUAGCUCUCCUUAUGUCAGUCAUGUUUCUGCUCGGGCAUUCCGCCUUCAGCCUCUUUCGCCACGAGGAACCCUCACUGUAGAUGGAGAGCUGGUCCCCUAUGGGCCUCUGCAGGCACAGGUUCAUCCCUCCAUAGCCCGUUUAAUUGUUGGGGACUCGGGAAUAAAGAUUACAAGAUUCUGACCUGUUUGGAACUGAACGGGCAGGGAUUAGCGUGACGCUCUGGAUUAUAUAACAUUUUGCCAUGCGCAUACUGGGGGAGAGAGAAACAGAAAGCCAGCAGUUGCAAUCACUACUUUUACUGGGAUUAACUAAGGGAUUGCUUAUUCAAGCUGCAUAUGCAAGGAGUAUUUUUGAAUUUAUUGAAGGGAUGAAAACUUGUGGCCUAUUGCAUGACUGUAGGAUUAUACUUGGAUUACCCAGUAGUGAGAGAGAGAAUGCAGCAAUGUCUACAUAAGAGGAAAAUGGCGAAACUGAAUGUGUCCAAAUGGUGUAUACAUUUUAGUAUGCAUUUGUGCAUAGAUUCUCAACAGUGAUCCUGCCUUAUUUCAGAGAGUGAGGAAAAAAAAAUAAAAAUACACAAACCCACAUUCAACUAUGGCUCCACCCAUUUUGCAUAAUAGGUACCCCUGGAAUGCCUUAUCCAUGUCUGAAUUUUAUGUAACCCUCCUUAAUUUACGUAAUUGCUUAGUGUGCGUCACACUUAAAGGGUUAGUUCACCCAAAAAUGAAAAUUAUGUCAUUACUCACUCACCCUCAUGUUGUUCCACACCCGUAAGACCUUCGUUCAUCUUCGGAACACAAAUUAAGAUAUUUUUGAUAAAAUCUGAUGACUCAGUGAGGCCUCUAUUGCCAGCAAGAUCAUUUCUUUUUUCAAUGCCCAGAAAGUUACUAAAGAUAUAUUUAAAGUUCAUGUGACUACAGUGGUUCAACCUUAAUAUUAUAAAGCGACAAGAAUACUUUUUGUGCACCAAAAAAACAAAAUAGCAACUUUAUUGCACAAUGUCUAGUGAAGGCCGAUUUCAAAACACUGCUUCAUGAAGCUUCGAAGCUUUAUGAAUCUUUUGUUUCGAAUCAGUGGUUCAGAGCGGCAAAAUCACAUGAUUUCAGUAAACGAGGCUUCGUUACGUCAUAAGUGUUUCGAAAUUUCAGUAGUUCACGGGAGUUUGGCAGUUUGAUAUGCGAUCUGAACCACUGAUUCGAAACAAAAGAUUCGUAAAGCCUUGAAGCUUCAUGAAGCACUGUUUUGAAAUCGCCCUUCACUAGAUAUUGUUGAAUAAAGUCACUAUUUUGUUAUUUUUGGUGCACAAAAAGUAUUCUUGUCCCUUUAUAAUAUUAAGGUUGAACCACUGUAGUCACAUGAACUGUUUUAAAUAUGUUUUUAGUAGCUUUCUGAGCAUUGAAAAAGGGAGUGUUCUUGCUGGCGAUGCAGACCUCACUGAGCCAACGGAUUUUAUCAAAAAUAUCUUAAUUUGUGUUCUGAAGAUGAACGAAGGUCUUACGGGUGUGGAACGACAUGAGGGCGAGUAAUAAAUGACAUAAUUUUCAUUUUUGGGUGAACUAACCCUUUAAUCUGAAAUCUCAUUUAGCAAAGAUUUAUCUGCUUUGAAAUAAGUCUCCGUCCAGCCCUGAAAACCGUUGUUUCAUGAGACUGAUCAGAAAUGUGUCAGUUCUUGCAUCCAUUUUGCGGGUAUUUUUAGGACACAAUCAUUGUGUGGUUAAAACGGAACAGUUAAACAUGGACUGUUAUGAUAUAUAUUGCAUUGCUAGACUGUGUAAAAAGCAUGCAACAAUCAUGAUGAUGACAUUAAUUGGUAACUAGCUAUAUGCAUUGUAAUGAACGUAGAAAGAAAGCUUGGAAAACUUUCACUUCAGGGUUUUUCUUUCCCCCCGGUAUUAUCGAAACAUGCUAAUCACUGUCUUCUAUGAGUUAAGGCAAAUUUGCAUAGUGUUUGCUCAAUUUUACUCAGAUAAAUAAUGAAGGAACCGGAAGUUAAUGAUCAACUGCCAGUGCAAAUCCUUUUCCUGAAAGAUUCAUUUAUUAAACACUAGGCGAGGACUAUUUCAUAGUGAUCAGUAACUUGACUUGAUAACAUUUUAGUCUUUCUCUCAAAACAAUUAACACUGAGUCACUAGAGCAACAGGAACUUCAGCUUUGUAAAAGAACAGACCUGUUGAAAGUCCAGCUGUGGAGCUGAUUACGAUUGCAAAAGAGCCUUUCCAGUGCUUUUGAAUUCUACCUAAAUAUUUAUUGGAGAAAUGCCCUAUUUGCAUUUCUUCUAUCCUUUUCAUUUCCAACCUCUCUUUUUUUUUUCUCUCUCAUUUCUGAAUUUGCAAUGAUUAGUAAAUAAUAUGUAACUCUAAUGACUCGACUGGUAUUUCCGAACAGCUGUUUAGUUCUUUCUAGUGCAAUAAUUUCUUCUUCUGUUGAUCUCUUCAGCUCUUAAGCAUCAGCUGAUAUGUAAAUCUAGUUGUUUUGUUUGUGAGUCUGGGUACUCAAAAUGAUUUUCAGCUGCAAUCAGAUGGCCAGUUAUUUUUUGUUAUUAUUCAUUCCCUAUAUUUCCUGCCUUCUUUUGUUGUACCAUGCUUUAGAGUGAUCUAAUAAAUUUGGUAUCAAGCUGCUGUCCAUCUUGAAAAUACCAGUUUAAGAUGUCUCUUCAUUCUGCAAUGCUUGUAUUAAGAUUGUAAUUACUAUUAAAAGAAUAUUAUAUUAAA
Ctenopharyngodon idella (grass carp) is the source of this 6338-nucleotide messenger RNA. It is a transcript of the gene sphk2, whose product is annotated as sphingosine kinase 2. Gene Ontology annotation, cellular component: intracellular membrane-bounded organelle; membrane; cytoplasm. The transcript is spliced from 7 exons. The record is from RefSeq and is a predicted model, not a curated record. The coding region runs from base 1195 to 3807 and encodes 870 amino acids. Gene Ontology annotation, biological process: positive regulation of apoptotic process; sphingosine biosynthetic process; sphinganine-1-phosphate biosynthetic process. Lineage: Eukaryota; Metazoa; Chordata; Actinopteri; Cypriniformes; Xenocyprididae.